Molecule: messenger RNA, 2244 nt
Organism: Diatraea saccharalis (sugarcane borer)
Lineage: Eukaryota; Metazoa; Arthropoda; Insecta; Lepidoptera; Crambidae
Source: the annotation of a GenBank genome assembly
GAACAAGGCAAAGGUAGUACGGACGAGAAGCCAAACUUGUCUACCGAAGAAGAUAUCAUUUUAAGCACUGGGGGAAAAUUGUAUCCGGCAUUACCUGCUGAUGAAUAUGAAAGUGGUGCCGUGGAAGAACUGGUGGAAGAUGUUUGCACUGUUGUCAACGUCAACGCAGUGCUAGGCGAGACCCGUCCAUCGUCAUUCGGUCCAGUGACAUACCAGGAUUUCAAGGACAUCAGGUCGCGGUGCUUAGCUGAAGGCAGACUGUUUGAAGACCCUGAAUUCCCGGCUGUGGACCGCAGUCUCUUCUAUAAGGAGACAUUGGAUAAGCCCAUCACCUGGCUUAGACCUGGGGAAAUCAGCGACAAUCCGCAAUUAUUCGUGGAAGGCUACAGUCGCUUCGAUGUACAGCAAAGAGAGCUGGGCGACUGUUGGCUACUGGCCGCCUUCGCCAAUCUUACACUUCACAGAAAAUUGUUCUUCCAAGUGGUUCCAGACGACCAAAGCUUUGAUGAGGAAUACGCUGGUGUAUUCCAUUUCCGGUUCUGGCAGUACGGCAGAUGGGUGGACGUGGUGAUCGACGAUCGUCUGCCGACCUACUGCGGCAAGUUGGUGUUUCUUGCCUCAUCAGAGAACAACGAAUUCUGGAGUGCUUUACUGGAGAAAGCAUACGCUAAACUUCAUGGGUCUUACGAAGCCUUAGUUGGUGGUUCCCCAUGCGAAGCUUUGGAAGAUUUCACGGGUGGUGUACCUGAAAUAUACGAUGUAGCAGAACUACCGCCUAACUUCUACACUAUACUACUGCAGGCAUACGAGAGGAACUCGCUCAUGGGAUGUACUACAGAGCCGGAUCCACACGAUUUGUCAGGAAACGAAAACCCUGAAACCCCUGAGGGUUUGAUCCGUGGUCACGCUUACUCUAUCACCCGGGUUAAGUAUGUCGACAUCGAGAUUCCCGGACUAUCAGAGAAGAUACCGCUUCUGCGACUAAGGAACCCAUGGGGCAACGAGGCCGAGUGGAAUGGACCAUGGAGCGAUAAAUCACCGGAAUGGCAUUUAAUACCGGAAUCAAAGAAGGAAGAGUUAGGUCUCACAUUCGACGAUGACGGUGAAUUCUGGAUGUCCUUCAAAGAUUUCACUCAACACUUCGACAGAGUGGAGAUUUGUAACUUGAGCCCUGAUUCUCUGGAUCCAGAAGAGUGUCCUGAAGGAUGCACCAAGAAAUGGGAGAUGUCCGUCUUCGAAGGAGAAUGGGUUAGAGGUGUGACGGCGGGCGGAUGUGGGAACUAUUUGGAAACAUUCUGGACGAAUCCGCAGUAUACAGUAACACUCACGGAUGUGGACGAAGGAGACGAUGACAACAAGUGUACAAUCAUCAUAGCGUUGAUGCAGAAGAACCGUCGUUCCCAACGUCAUCAAGGUCUGGAAGACCUGAGUAUUGGUUUCGAGGUGUACCGCUUGCCCGAAUACGGACGAGUGCCGAAACCUCUAGAUGUUAACUUCUUCAAAAACAACAUGUCCGUUGGGGGAUCGCAGUCGUUCAUUAAUGUGAGAGAAGUCAGCGCCAGGUUUAAAUUCGAGCCGGGCAGGUACGUGAUAGUGCCUUCUACGUACGAGCCGAAUGAAGAGGGAGAGUUCUUAAUACGCGUGUUCUCUGAGAAAUGCAAUAAUAUGGCGGAAAAUGAUGAAGAUAUCGGCAUGGGAGACGUCGAUGACAGAGUGAAAGAAAUAACUCCAAACCCGGAACCUUCUGAUCCGGUGCGUGAUUUCUUCAAUCGUCUGGCCGGCGACAACGGACAAGUGGACUGGCAGGAACUGAAGGAGAUACUCGACUACGCCAUGAGGGAGGAAUUGAAAGAAGAGGGCUUUUCGAAGGACGUAUGCAGAAGUAUGAUCGCUAUGUUGGACAAAGUUGGCGGACUCGGCUUUGAGGAGUUUAAGACCCUGUGGAUUGAUUUACGUAACUGGAGGGCCGUGUUCUGUCUGUACGACACGGAGGGUCGCGGCGGUAUACCCACUUACCACCUGAGGGACGCGUUACGCUCCGGCGGGUACACGGUCAACGCGCCCAUGCUCAACGUACUAGCUCACAGAUACGGCUCCUCUGACGGCUACAUACAGUUCGACGAUUUCACAAUGUGCGCAGUGCGACUCAAAACCAUGUGCGAUACUCUCAAACAACUAUCGUCGGGAGGCGAGUACGCUACGUUUUCGCUGAAAGAAUGGCUGAAUCGCAUAGUGUAUUGAUAG